UGUCCCCUUCCCGCCCACGCAGCGGCUCACUCUGAAGGAGGUGUUUGAGGACGGGAAGCCUCGGCUCGACGUCUUGAAGAGCCACUUGGUGAAGGAAGGGCGCCUGGAAGAAGAUGCUGCCCUCAAGAUCAUCAACGACGGGGCUGCCAUUCUUCGGCACGAGAAGACCAUGAUCGAAGUGGAGGCUCCCAUCACAGUGUGCGGUGACAUUCAUGGGCAGUUUUUUGACCUGAUGAAGUUAUUUGAAGUUGGAGGCUCACCCAAUAACACCCGCUACCUCUUCCUGGGAGACUACGUGGACAGAGGCUACUUCAGUAUAGAGUGCGUGCUGUAUUUAUGGAGUUUAAAGAUAAAUCAUCCCAAAACAUUGUUCCUCCUUCGAGGGAACAGGGAAUGCAGAGGGCUGUUCAGAACCUACUUGGAGGCUUGUCGAAUCAAGUAUUCGGAGCGAGUGUACGAUGCAUGUAUGGAUACAUUUGACUGUCUUCCUCUUGCUGCCCUCCUAAACCAGCAAUUCCUGUGUGUUCAUGGGGGGCUGUCUCCAGAAAUCACAUGCCUAGAUGACAUUAGGAAAUUAGACAGGUUUAAGGAGCCUCCAGCCUUUGGUCCAAUGUGUGACCUGCUGUGGUCAGAUCCAUCAGAGGAUUAUGGUAACGAGAAGACCCUGGAGCAUUUCACCCACAACACCGUUCGCGGCUGCUCCUAUUUCUACAGUUAUCCUGCAGUUUGUGAAUUUUUGCAGAACAAUAGUUUGUUAUCUGUGAUCCGAGCCCACGAAGCCCAGGACGCCGGGUACCGAAUGUACAGGAAGAGCCAGACAACAGGCUUUCCAUCAUUAAUCACAAUCUUCUCCGCACCAAAUUAUCUAGAUGUCUAUAACAACAAGGCUGCUGUACUGAAAUACGAAAACAACGUCAUGAACAUCAGGCAGUUCAACUGUUCCCCUCAUCCCUACUGGCUUCCAAACUUCAUGGAUGUCUUCACAUGGUCUUUGCCUUUUGUAGGGGAAAAGGUCACAGAAAUGCUCGUUAACAUCCUCAACAUAUGCUCCGAUGAUGAGUUGAUUUCAGAUGGUGAUGAAACGUUGGAAGGUGGGACAACAGUCCGUAAGGAGAUCAUCAGGAAUAAGAUUAGAGCCAUUGGGAAGAUGGCACGAGUCUUCUCGGUCCUUCGGGAGGAGAGCGAGAGCGUGCUGACCCUCAAAGGCCUGACGCCCACAGGUACCCUGCCCCUGGGAGUGCUCUCAGGGGGGAGGCAGACCCUGCAGACCGCCACAGUAGAAGCGGUAGAGGCACGGGAAGCCAUCCGCGGCUUCUCGCCGCAGCACAAGAUCCGCAGCUUCGAGGAGGCCCGGGGGCUGGACCGCAUCAACGAGCGCAUGCCGCCGCGCAAGGAUUCCGUGCACUCGGACGGGCCCGUGAACUUGGUAACCUCAACAAACUCUGCAGACAAGAACGGCACGGGGAAGAAGGCCCCGUAACCCGCACGCCCAAUCUGCACCACUAAAGGAUCCAAAACUUAAUGAAUUUUAUUUAUUUAUUAUUGGGGUGGGGUGGGGGCAGGGGAGAAACCAACUUCACCUGGAGGCACGUUCAUAAUCCAGUUUGCAUCCAUUCUGUAAGAAAGGUGACCAUUUUGUAAUUUUUUUAUUUAUGUUCAAUAUAUAAAAAGUCCAUCUUUUUUUAAUUUAGCAACCGAUCUAACUGCUAGUGCGUAUAUGAAGUCUUGUGCUGUACAGCUGACCCCCACGAGAGGCAGAAACCUCCGUGGGGGGAUUAAACGAAACUAAAGCAGUCCCAGGCAACUCGGGUCCGUGACUUUGGUACCAUUCGGAGUUAGCCUGUGCUUUCACGAGCGGGUUCUUUCAUUUCAGCUCGGGUUGGUUU
Tinamus guttatus (white-throated tinamou) is the source of this 1886-nucleotide messenger RNA. The record is from RefSeq and is a predicted model, not a curated record. Lineage: Eukaryota; Metazoa; Chordata; Aves; Tinamiformes; Tinamidae.